AUGGCACCAACAACGAGGAACGUCCAAAGUUUUUACGACUUCCUCGCACACUCUGCAGAAAUCCGAAACUUCAUAUACGAGUUUGCCAUCGCUGCCGAAACACCGGAUACCCCAGAAGGCGACGUAUUACUUCGAAAGGCCGACCCAAAGCCAUAUACGACACGCCCCUGGAAGUUUUUCGGCCUCACGCAGACCUGUAGGCAAAUUCGGGCUGAGUUUCGUCCACUAUGGAUGCGAAACACUUCCAUUCGGUUCAUGGGACUGGAGGAUUCGGUGUCGUUCAUCUCAACCUUCAUGCCAGCCAUUGCUGAGUUCAAGCAUGCGCCAGAAUGUUUCACCAUUGGAACAGCAUAUAAGGUCGGCCGAGAUUCCCUAUGUGAUAUAACACUUCUGUUCCGCAUGGACGCAUUCUGUCCCUAUUUCUGUCUUAGCUUCUCGCCGUUUGAGGUUAUCAUGGGACGUCCACCUCCAGACGAAAGGAUAUGCCCUUGCUGCGAAGAGCACUUCAACCCUCACACUGGAGAAUGGAGUGGAACAGGCAUCGAAGAAGAUUGCAUAUGUAUACCUUCAGAUGCAGACUUGCAGGACCGGGUGGACUGGGAAGGAUUUCGUGACGAAGAGCUGAUACAUAUGGAUCCUCUUUUCGAAAUCCAAAGCGCCAGCGAGGCUUGGUGGAAAGAUCUGCAGGAUGACAAGAUCUCCAUUUACAUGACCGCCUCCUUAUCCGAAGUUUUGCCAAGGUUCCGCAUUGAGUACAAAGCACAGGGGCCCAGGAACGGUAGCAGCCGUCGUCUUGUGAGAGAACUUCUCAGCAGAUGGGGUUUACGCGUUCUCAUUGAAGACUACGAGAAUGUGACAUUUGCUGUAAAGUAUGGGGAGAGCAGUGAAGAAAAGAGCGGCGACGUAGAGGUGGAGGUGGUGUUUUAA
Molecule: messenger RNA, 927 nt
Organism: Bipolaris oryzae ATCC 44560
Lineage: Eukaryota; Fungi; Ascomycota; Dothideomycetes; Pleosporales; Pleosporaceae
Exons: 2
Coding region: 1-927 (308 amino acids)
Molecular function (GO): protein binding
Source: RefSeq, a predicted model, not a curated record